UCCAGCGAUCGUCACGGCCGCGUUGCCACAGCGCGCAUUUCUCCGAAGUGAGUCGUGUAGGAAGGAUACGCCGACACGGAAAAAAGCCUGCUGGUCUUCUAUCUCCCGCUUCGAGACAUUUGACAAGCUGAUGUCGGCAGGUUUCACGCGUUAAGUACCCUUUUCACAGAGGAUUCGACAACACGCGGAAAUAAGCGACUCUAGCGCCUCCUGCGACUCCCGCUCUGAAACUAUCGCGUGGUUCUUUCUUUUUCCUUUCUUCAUUUUCCGCAUCUGCGGUCCCUUUGGUUCUCCCGGCCUCGUCGAUCUCGUCGGCGUGUGUGUUACCAACGUGCCAGCAGCACCGCAAGACCAUGCUUGCCCGGUCCCUUCGAAUCAUCAGAAGCAACGUUCGCUAUUCCUGGAGCGCCGCCGACCAGGCAAAGAAAGAUGCCGAAAAGGCGAGAUCUACGUUUUUGUUUAAUGACCUCGAAGUGGAGCUCAUGCCAGCCGCCAACCGGAAACCGAAGCCCGACCCCUCGAAGCUUCUGUUCGGUCAAGAGAUGAGUGACCACAUGUUUAUGGUGAGGUGGACCAGCGCCGAUGGUUGGGAUAAACCGAAAAUAUCGCCUCUGCGCAAGCUCGAACUUCAUCCUGCAGCCAAGGUUCUUCAUUAUGCCCAGGAGCUUUUUGAAGGCUUGAAAGCGUACCGUGGCCACGACGACAAGGUUAGACUGUUCAGGCCAGAAAUGAAUGUGCGACGACUUCUCAAUUCGGCUGCGAGACUUGACCUUCCUAAAUUCGACGGGGACGAGUUCUUGAAAUGUCUCACGAAGCUUGUGUCCGUCGAGAAAGACUGGGUCCCCAAGUACCCCAUGAGUUCACUCUACAUUCGACCUACAGUCAUAGGCAUUGAGCCCACACUAGGAGUGGCACGGUCAAACGAAGCUCUUUUAUUCGUCAUUCUGAGCCCCGUCGGUCCCUACUUCCGUACGGGCAUCAAGCCAGUCUCCCUGCUCGCCGACCCCAAGCAUGUCCGAGCUUGGCCCGGAGGCACUGGGGACAAGAAGCUUGGCUGCAAUUAUGCCCCAACACUCAUGGUGCAGAACGAAGCCGAGAAACUGGGUCUCCAGCAGGUGCUCUGGCUAUUCGGAGAGGAUGAACAAGUCACCGAAGUGGGUGCCAUGAACGUCAUGGUGCUUCUCAAGAACAAGGACGGAGGCACUGAGCUGGUGACACCACCUCUUUCUGGAAUCAUUUUGCCUGGUGUCACACGUCAGAGUGUUCUUGAUCUCACGAGAGAAUGGAAUGAGUUCAAGGUCUCGGAGCGUAAGAUAACCAUGGCAGAAAUCAGAGAAGCUCUCAAGGAAGACAGGCUACUGGAGAUGUUUGGCUGUGGGACAGCGUGCGUCAUCUGUCCGAUCGAGCGGCUAUACCACAGGGGCGAGAACCUGCACAUUCCCACCAUGGAGCAGAGCAGCCCACUGGCCAACCGGGUGUUGAAGGCCAUCACAGACAUCCAGUAUGGAGUCGUACCACACAGCUGGGCCAUAGAAGUGGAGUGACGUAGGGCAUUGAAUUGAACAGUAUGCUACAAAUUGUCAUUACGCGUGCUCUCAAAAAGAGUAGAUAUGUUUCCUAGCAGAGCUGGAUGCAUUGGCUCUAAGGGCACAGACUGAAUACAACAGGUCGAUUGUGAAGAUACAUCUCUUCUCACGUUUGUGUUUUCUUUUAUACUCUACAUAUGUGAUUAUAUUUCUCGUUCUUUUCCCGUGUUUGGGAAUCACUGACGUACCACAUCUUCAGUCCUCUCAGCCAUUUUGUGCACUCUGCUGCCGACAACUGACAUUUUGCAAGUUCCUGAUAAUGUCGGAAGAAAACUGCUGAAUGAGAGAGGUUGUGUUUUGUGCAAGCCAACUGUGACUCUUAUUGAAUGUGUUCAGUGCUUUGACGUUGUACAAAUGUCACAAAUGGCUUGUGCGAGAAUAAAAUUUUGCAGUUUUCGUUUACGUCGGCACCUUAUUUCAGGAAUGCGUAUUUUGAUCUUACGAAAUUUAUCACACACGUGGCGUGUCUUGCUUUCUGAUCAUCAGUGAAGUGUUGUUCUUAACGUACUUUAUAAAACUCUGAAGUUGCUGAUUUUCACAUAUAUGUACUCUGUCACACUUUCCCAUGCUGCUAGUUUGUGGCAGAAAACCAUGUGCUGCGACUUGUGUUCCAAAUGUUUGCUGUAUAUCUGUAAAGUUUGAUUAAGUCCUUAAGCGUAAAUUAUGUAUUAAAGCCAGUGGUUUGUUCUCAGUGUUGAACCAUCUUUCUGCUUCUCUACCAUUAGCAUGAAAUCGAGCAUUUUUUAAAAUUGCAUUCUUGGUCGAAUUUCGGUAGGCAGCAUUUGAUCAGCUGUAUAGAAUCACAUCACGAAACUAUAAAUAGUGAAGUUACUGUUUGCGCUUUUCACGCAAGUUUCGAUUAAGCUUACCUCCGGGUAUUUUCUGUUGUUUAAGACAGCUCAGCACUUUGUGGGUGAGCUUUCUUUGUACGUGUAUUGAUUUCCUAUGUAAACGUGGCCCCAGAAAGUGCUGUGUCGUGGCAAGCUGAAGGCUGCGUCUCAUUUUCCUGUUUGUACAGCAAAACCUUGUUGAUUCGAAAAAUGAAAUAAUUUGGUCUCGUCCAAGUGGUCUUGGCACGUUUGUAUUAGUUAAUGGCUCCAAGCGUGUUCAUUUGGUCAAAUUUGAUCUCAUGUAUGAUUAGGGUUAUCCUUGAAGCGUGAAGCCAUAUACAGUUUGUGUCGCGGUAUUCAUUAGUAGGAACUGUAAGGUAAGAAAGGCCAGAACACUUUACACGUAUUUGCAUCUACCACUGUGUUGAUUGUGUGUGCAUUCAGGACAGGGGUAUCUGUUUAGGAUCAUGUUCUUAGUGACCUAGGUUUUAUGCAGUUGUGCCCAACAGUAGUUUCGUUUUAAUGCAGUGCGAUUAGGUCACACGUGUGCUCUCAAAAAUGCAGGGCACCACUUAUGGCCAUGUUUCUUUGCAACUGGUUUUGUCUGCAGUGAAUAGGGCAAAUAGUAUAAUUUUGUUCAGUCGAGGACAUUUCGAUUUUUAAAAUCAUCUUAGGCACACUGCACGCACAGUGUCACAAAUGUCAAGCUUUCGAGGUUGAAGAGGCUUCUAUUGUGGUCUGCAUGCUGGCAUCAAAUGUAGCCGCUACAUGGUGAUUGGCAAUCUGUUGCUGACCAGUUUACUGGUGAAAAAAAAAGUUUUUGUCCUGAGUGCAUGAUGGUGGUGGUUGCAGUGGCAAUUGAAAGAGGGUGUGCUUGCGAAAAGCACAUCCAUCUUUCUUGCAUUUCAUGAGUUUUCACAAUGUGAUUGCAUUUUGAAAUAAGUUGCGGGAUAAGAAUUGAAACAGCAGAUUUUUUUUUUUUACCGUGGGAAAUUCGGAUUGAUGAGCUUUUACUGCAGUGUGCCUCUGUGAGCAAAUGGGGCCAAGAACCUUGAGCAUCUCUCGACUCUUGCAUGGGAUGUGUUGUGAUGUCGCUGGUAGCAAUGCCUGUGAUAACACUUCUGCUUCUGAAUAUAAGGCAGGGUCUAGUCAGCAAACUAAAUGGUUGUAAGGAUUUCGAUGCCUUUGUGCAGUUGCGUGCAUGUCCCUUCUCUUCUUUAUGUCCUCUGUGAAGAUUAUUUAUGUCUGCAUAAUAUGUAAGUGUUGCACUGAAAAGCAAUGUUACCAGCGAUAUUACUUUUCAUUAAAUGCAGAGAAUGGAAGAGCAAGUGGGGUAUAAAAUGAUAUGUUCCUUUAUUAUGAAGAUUGUUAAUGAGAACUAUUGAUAACUGUUGGUUCUCAUAUUGUCUAUCAAAAGAGCCCUUCAAUUUAUCUUUUUUUUUUCUUUAUUAUGAAGCUUAAGCUAACUCCCUCUUAGCUCUAAAACAUAUAGAAUGAACUUCGU
Molecule: messenger RNA, 3920 nt
Organism: Rhipicephalus microplus (southern cattle tick)
Lineage: Eukaryota; Metazoa; Arthropoda; Arachnida; Ixodida; Ixodidae
Gene: Bcat
Product: Branched chain amino acid transaminase
Biological process (GO): L-leucine biosynthetic process; L-valine biosynthetic process
Cellular component (GO): mitochondrion
Molecular function (GO): branched-chain-amino-acid:2-oxoglutarate transaminase activity
Source: RefSeq, a predicted model, not a curated record